Molecule: messenger RNA, 2028 nt
Organism: Nelumbo nucifera (sacred lotus)
Lineage: Eukaryota; Viridiplantae; Streptophyta; Magnoliopsida; Proteales; Nelumbonaceae
Gene: PAP23
Product: purple acid phosphatase 23
Molecular function (GO): acid phosphatase activity; metal ion binding
Source: RefSeq, a predicted model, not a curated record
UUAACAUAUCAAUUCACGGUCAGAUGCAUUCCCCUUGUAGUUUGGGACUAUAAAAUUCUGAUCUAGGCUGAUUGGUCAUUCUCCCAAGUUUCUUUUUCUUCCUCUGGUUGGUAAAUCCAUAACAGAACCUAAGAGACUGGCAUCUUAGGCAUUCAUCAAUGUGAAACCCAAAUGGCAUUUCAAGAUUGAGCUGAAAUCAAUAGAAGCAACAGCAGCAACAGCUGGGAAGUUGUUCUUCAUGGAAUUCUGUAAAUUAUGGUCCACGCUGGUCAUGUUCAUGGCCUUAAUGGAUAUGGCGGUGAGAGGGAAGCACAUCCCAACAACUCUGGAAGGGCCGUUCCGACCAGUCACUCGUCGCUUCGAUUCGUCGUUGCGCGGAGGAAGUGAUGACUUGCCCAUGAAUCAUCCCAGGCUUGCUAAGAAAGUUCCCUCUAGUUUCCCUGAACAGAUUGCUCUAGCCAUCUCUUCACCAACUUCAAUGUGGGUUUCUUGGGUAACUGGGGAUGCUCAGAUUGGUUCUAAGGUCACUCCACUUGAUCCUUCUACAGUUGCUAGUGAGGUUUGGUAUGGGAAAGAGAGCGGGAACUAUACGUUUCUCCAGAAGGGAACAUCGACUGUGUAUAGUCAAUUGUACCCGUUUGAGGGCCUUUUGAACUACACAUCGGCCAUCAUUCAUCAUGUGAGGCUUGAAGGCCUUGAACCUGGGAAGAGAUACUAUUACAAGUGUGGAGAUAGUUCAUUAUCAGCUAUGAGUGAAGAACAUGUGUUUGAAACAUUGCCUUGGCCUAGCCCAAAUACGUAUCCCCGUAAGAUAGCAGUUGUUGGAGAUUUAGGUCUGACAAGCAAUUCAACAACAACUGUUGACCAUAUGAUCAAGAAUGAUCCUUCAAUGGUGUUAAUGGUUGGUGACUUAAGCUAUGCAAACCAAUACCUUACAACAGGUGACAAAGGAGUUCCAUGCUUUUCUUGUGCUUUCCCAGAUGCACCCAUUAGAGAGACAUAUCAACCCCGAUGGGAUGGCUGGGGAAGGUUUAUGGAGCCCCUGAUCUCAAGGGUUCCUAUGAUGGUGAUUGAAGGAAACCACGAGAUUGAGCCUCAAGCUGGUGGCAUCACUUUUAGUUCAUACCUUGCACGUUUUGCUGUUCCUUCACAGGAGUCUGGCUCCAACAGUAGUUUCUACUACUCAUUCAAUGCAGGAGGAAUACAUUUCAUAAUGUUGGGAGCAUAUGUUGGCUACAAUAGUACUGGUACUCAGUAUGCCUGGUUACAUGAAGAUUUACAUCUAGUGGACCGUUCAGUGACCCCCUGGCUGGUGGCUGCAUGGCAUCCUCCUUGGUAUAAUAGUUACUCAUCACAUUACCAGGAAUUUGAAUGCAUGAGACAGGAAAUGGAAACCCUACUAUAUCAAUAUGGAGUUGAUAUUGUUUUUUCUGGUCAUGUGCAUGCCUAUGAGCGGAUGAAUAGAGUAUACAACUAUACAUUGGAUCCAUGUGGACCUGUUUACAUAACAGUAGGAGAUGGAGGAAACAUUGAGAAAGUUGAUGUUGAGCAUGCAGAUGACCCUGGAAAGCGUCCUUUGGCAGGAGACAACAUACCUGAAUUUGGAGGGAUAUGCCAUUUGAAUAUUUCUUCUGGCCCCGCAAAAGAAAAAUUUUGUUGGGACAAACAACCAGAAUGGAGUGCAUAUAGAGAGAGCAGCUUUGGACAUGGAAUACUAGAGGUGGUAAAUUCAACAUAUGCUUUGUGGACUUGGCACAGGAAUCAGGACAUGUAUAAAGAAAAUAGCCAUGGUGAGCAAAUAUAUAUAGUACGGCAGCCUAAGCUGUGUUUGUCAAAUGUCAAACCAGUUGCAUAGUUCAAUCAGUAUCCUCUGACAAGGAUGAUAUUCUGUUCUAAUUUCUAAGUUGGGGAAACUUUUUCCUGAAAGCUUAUAUUGUUUAUUUGAUAAUUUUCAAAGGAAAGGGUUGAUGGUAGGUUACAAUCCUAUCUUGUAACACAAUCUAUUAAAUCUGCUAUAUAUUUCUAUUA